Molecule: messenger RNA, 3988 nt
Organism: Pseudophryne corroboree (corroboree frog)
Lineage: Eukaryota; Metazoa; Chordata; Amphibia; Anura; Myobatrachidae
Gene: SCNN1B
Product: sodium channel epithelial 1 subunit beta
Exons: 13
Coding region: 469-2391 (640 amino acids)
Biological process (GO): sodium ion transmembrane transport
Cellular component (GO): plasma membrane
Molecular function (GO): ligand-gated sodium channel activity
Source: RefSeq, a predicted model, not a curated record
GAGUGAUACACACAGGAAUGGUAGGGCUGAGGAGAGAUACAUCGGAGGUGGGCGGGUCCCUGCAUCCUGCUGCACCUGCCGGUGUCCCGAUUCCCAACCACUGCCUCAGCCAGGAAGCCUUAUCCCAAUACUGCUGCUGCUCUGUAUUCAGCCUGCCCGCCGUGCCAAACCGGCCUUGCCCGUACCCACCUGACCCGGUGCUGCCCGCCUGACUCUUAGAUCUCUGUGCUGCUCUACGCCACCUGUGACCACUGGAACUAGUGCUGCUCUGCGGUGUAUACACCAGCCCGGCGCUGUGCUGCACCCCCUGUACCGACCAGCCCGGCGCUGUGCUGCACCCCCUGUACCGACAGGUCCGGGACCUGAGCUGCAGACUCUGUACUCACCGGCCCGGGACCUGAGCUGCGCCCACUGGACCCACCGGCCCGGGCUCUGCACCCCUGGCGCUGGAGCUACACACAGGUGAAGAUGAAAAGACUUAAGCGGUAUUUCACAAAGGCGCUCCACCGGAUUCAGAAGGGUCCUGGUUACACCUACAAGGAGCUGCUCGUCUGGUUCUGCAAUAACACCAACACACAUGGCCCGAAACGUAUUGUCUCCGAAGGACCUAAGAAGAGAGUCAUGUGGUUCCUUUUGACCCUGGUUUUUGCAUCUCUUGUAUUCUGGCAGUGGGGUGUUGUCAUACAAACCUACCUCUCGUAUGGUGUCAGUGUGUCUCUGUCAAUAGGCUUCACCUCAAUGGUGUUCCCAGCUGUAACUGUCUGCAACGCCAACCCCUAUAAAUACUCCCGUGUGAAGCAUCUGUUGGAGGAUUUGGAUGAUCUCGUUGACACUGCUUUGGAUCGGAUCCAGGCUUUAAGCCAAACAGACACCGGAGACUCACCUUUGAAUAAUUCUAGCCUGAAUGCAACCUAUGACCCCAGUCUGUGGAACAAUAUGCCCCUGGUUGUCAUUGAUGAAAACGACCCUGACAAUCCAAUAGUCUAUAAUGUCUUUGACAGUAGCACAUAUUCUUCUCGGGGUAAUGCCACCUUGGGCAACCAAACGACUUAUGCCGAGAGAUACAAAAUAGCUAUUCAACUGUGUACCAAUAACAUGACAGAAUGCGAGUACCGCAAUUUUACCAGUGGGAUUCAAGCCAUACUUGAAUGGUACCUUCUGCAGUUCUCCAGUAUCUUCUCCAAAAUACCUUUAAGUGAGAAGAUUGAAAUGGGAUACAGGGCUGAAGACAUGAUUCUCACCUGCAUGUUUGGAGGACAGGCCUGCAGUUACAGAAAUUUCACCCAAAUUUAUGACCCGGACUAUGGAAACUGUUACAUCUUCAACUGGGGCCAGGAAGGUCAGGAGCUGAUGGAGUCUGCAAAUCCAGGAGCUGAUUUUGGGCUGAGGAUGGUGAUAGACAUUGAUCAGAAGGAAUACAUUCCCUUUCUCCAGACUACAGGAGCUGCCAGACUUAUUUUGCACCAGCAGAGAAGCUUUCCGUUCCUGAAGGAUUUGGGGAUUUAUGCCAUGCCUGGGACGGAGACCUCUGUCGCUGUUCUUGUGGACCAAACGCAGCAUUUAGAGGCUCCGUACUCCACUUGCACAGUAAAUGGCUCUGAUAUUCCUGUGGCGAAUCUAUAUGAAAAAUACAACAGUUCAUAUUCAAUCCAGUCCUGUCUGCGAUCCUGUUUCCAAGAAAGGAUGGUAGAACAAUGUAAUUGUGCCCAUUACCUGUACCCACUACCGGAUGGGGCCAGUUACUGUAAUAACCAGGAUGAUCCGGACUGGGUGUCCUGCUAUUAUCAGAUGGAGGACUCUGUAACUGUGAGAGAAAGAUGCAUUGAUCUGUGUAAGCAGCCAUGCAAUGACAGUAACUAUAGAAUGACCAUCUCCAUGGCUGACUGGCCGUCUGCUGCAGCAGAGGACUGGAUUUUUCACGUUCUAUCUUUUGAGAAAGACUUCAGCCCAGAAAUCACUGUUGACAGCAAUAGCAUCAUCUUGCUGAACAUCUACUUCCAAGAAUUUAAUUACCGCACUAUUUCUGAGUCGGCAACCACCAAUCUGGUGUGGCUGCUAUCGAACUUGGGAGGUCAGUUUGGAUUCUGGAUGGGCGGCUCGGUCCUGUGUAUCAUCGAGUUUGGAGAGAUCAUCAUAGACUGCAUUUGGAUCACCAUACUCAAACUGCUCGCCUGCAGGAAAGCGAGGAAAGAGAAGAGACGCCGCCCUGAUUAUGCGGAACCGCCACCUACAAUCUCUGAGCUGGUAGAGGCAUAUUCCAAUCCUGGAUUCCAUCAUGAAGAUUUAGACCAUACCAGUAUGCCAAUACCAGGCACCCCACCUCCGAAGUAUGACUCCCUACGGGUGCAAGAGAUGGAUGCCAUUGAGGCCAUAUCCAGUGAUGAGGAAUAAUACAACUUUACGAGUAUUCAUUGUGAAAACUAACAUCCAUUAUUAAUGCAUCAAUCAGUUUCUAUUUUAAUUAACACCUGAAUGAACUGUUAAUCAUAUGUCAUAAUCUUAAAUUAUAGGAGAGAAAUAAAGCAAUCUAUGUAUUUUUGGAGAAGAAGCAGCACUGAGUACUGGGCAUUGUCAGUAUUACUCUACUUGGACAGAUUAGAAUACAACAUACAAUGGAGCUAAACAUACAAAAGUAUUCUGAUAUUGAUGCACUUUUAGGAUCCACACUAACAUAAUAAUAAAAUCGAAGUCUUUAUUAUAAUCCUUCCAGAUCAUUUCUUCAGCAAAAUAUUGGAUUCAAAUUGAUGCCCCAGUAACUAGAAAAAGAAUAGUGUCCACAAAUAAUUCUAAGAAAGGAUGAUGAUGUGCCCUAACGGUGCCCCAGUCACAAUACCAGUUAAUGUUGACUGUAAAGCAUCAGUUAUUUCACAUGUGUAUAUACAUUUUCAUAUAUUGUAAGACAUGUUUUAUUAAUUACCCAACAUUAACAGGAAAAUUGUGGUGGUUUGAAGUUAUAUCCAGGGUGCAAUGUGUCCUAUUCAUUCCUGGUAGUCUAACAGGUUGUAUCUUAAAUGACUAGACUGGGUGUACACUGCUCAGAACAAAUAAGAUUGAGCGUGCACAAGCUGGGUCUGAUAUGCUGGUGGUCGGGGUGCCGGCGGUCAGAAUACCGACUGUGCCAUCCUUGUGGUGAGAAUCCCGACAGGGGCACGGUAAGUAUAUUUACCUUUUCCCAAUGCCCCCCUAACCCUCCCGUCUCGCAGCCAAAACCUAAACCCCCCCAGCAGCUGUCCCUAACCCUCCCAGGUGGUGCCUUAAACUAACCCCCCUUCCCGCAGCCUGAACCUAACCCUCCCCCCAGCAGCCUAAACCCAACCUCCCCCUGGGGCUUACAUCUCCGGCGGCCCAGCAAACACUCGGGAUUCCGCUGCCAGGAUUGUGUCCCUAUCUGGAUGCCAGCACUGGCAUUCCGAGCAGUAUUGGGAUUCCGGCGUUGGUGUUUCAGCUGCAGGGAUUCUGACCGGAUCCCACGUGCACACUGUGGCCCAAAUGUACUAAGCCUUAACAAGAGAUAAAGUGGAGACUGAUAAAGAGUGAUAAAGGACCAGCCAAUCAGCUCCUAACUGUCAUUUUUCAAACACAACCUGUGACAUGGCAGUUAGGAAGCUGAUUGGCUGGUCAUUUAUCAGUCUCCACUUUAUAUCUUGUUAAGGCUUACUACAUUUGGGUCUAUGCAUCUUACCAAACAACCCAACAAUGUACAGUAUUUUAUGAGAUAUAUUGUUGCCCCGGUACACACUAUAAUGAUCACUGGCUAAUUUAAAUAAUGGGAAUAUCGUCAGGACGUCUGCUUGGUAGUACACACAGAAGUACAAAUCGCUAGCGAUAUCACUAGCUUUGAUCUGCAGCACAGCAAACCUGACGUCACAUGCGACUGCGGGAUCAUGAAUAUUAAGCAUACACACAGUGAUAUGUCGGUCCGAACCGCCCGAUUGGACGACAUAUUACUCAUGCCCAGAUUUAUCAAGCUUUGGAGAGUGAUAAAUUG